Messenger RNA from Penicillium angulare, 1410 nucleotides. Its product is annotated as putative C2H2 finger domain protein. Gene Ontology annotation, molecular function: DNA-binding transcription factor activity. The transcript has a single exon. The record is from RefSeq and is a predicted model, not a curated record. Bases 1 to 1410 code for a protein of 469 amino acids. Lineage: Eukaryota; Fungi; Ascomycota; Eurotiomycetes; Eurotiales; Aspergillaceae.
AUGGAGUCCUACCCCCCAUUUACAGAUAUUCACCACGCCGUCCCCAUGAUGUCUGGCAUCCGCCACUACCACCACCAUGAAACAUAUGAUGCCCAUGAUCAUUCUUUACCUUCCGAUCACCCUUUUGUGACUUGCGCUUCGCAAUUUCAAUUUCAGAUGUCUCCUUUUGAGCAGGCUAAAUCCGCUGAAAUUUUGACCCCGCAACCCUGGUGGAAGACUGAGAAUCAACCUUUUGGCAUGGGCUAUUUCCCCCCUGAGUUUUCAAGCUAUACAGAGGGUAUUUCCCCAUGGAAUAGCGAAAUCUCUACAAUCUCAGACCCACAAAGUCCUCGGAGUAGCAAUAGCGGCAGUAUUCCUGGAGUUAAUUGCAUCGCUUCCCCAGGAUAUCGCCAGGACGAGAUUGCCAUUUCCACCGUCGACGAGUCAACCGGAUACCCCGCGCCCAACGGACUCGUCGAAAUAGAUCACUCUAUGGUCCUCCAUAGAACUCAAACCUUCGAUAUUCCUCUCGAUCACCGUUCGCCCUUUGAAGCAGAUUUCGACCCCUGGUCCGGUAGUCAGUCGGAUCGCAACGUGACUCCAGAGCAACAAUGGUCCUCCCCACUUUCCUCGGAUCCUAUGGCUUUCCCACAGCCACAAUCACAGCUACGUCGCUCGAAGGGUCGCCCGGUAGGGACAACUUCCGCUUCAAAGGGUAUCCGCAAAUCUAUUUCUGAGCGUCGCCCAACCUCUGCGCCGGGUCGGAACCGCCGCCGUCGUGGUGCAGCUAGCAACACCGGGUCAGGCAGUGCACCCAGGACUUUCGUCUGCAGUUUCGCUCCCUACGGCUGCGAAAGCACCUUUGUUUCCAAAAACGAAUGGAAGCGCCAUGUUACUUCCCAGCAUCUCCAGCUAGGCUUUUACCGCUGCGACGUGGGCAAAUGCAGCAUCCACCAUGCUCACUCUACAUCUACAUCUACAUCCUCUUCUCCUAUUCCUCAUUCUCGCACCACUUCCAAUAUUCCUGCUCCCGGCCAACCGAACGAUUUCAACCGCAAAGAUCUAUUCACGCAACAUCAACGUCGUAUGCAUGCGCCCUGGCUCCAGUCUGGGCGUAAACGCGCCCCAGAGGAUGCAGAGCAUGCCGCUUUCGAAGCUAGUCUCGAGGAAGUGCGUCAGCGAUGCUGGGUCGGGCUACGGACUCCACCACUCCAGAGCUACUGUGGGUUCUGUAAUGAGGUAUUCUCGGGUGAGGGUAGCUGGGACGUACGCAUGGAGCAUAUUGGACGCCACUUUGAGAGAGAAGAUCGCGAGGCUUUGGGUGACGAGGUUGAGGAUUUAGCUCUGCAAGAGUGGGGGCUUAAUGAAGGUAUUCUGACUCUUGUUGAGGGCAAAUGUCGACUAGCGUCACUUUUGGGGGUUGGGUUAUAA